CACGACUGUCAUCUUUAGUUUAUGUCGCAACCGCUGUAUGACAGCUGUGCUGUGUUAGAAAAAUUGGAAAUUAUGAAGUAGAUUUAUUUCUAAAUUAGUGAGUUUAAAUGACAGCUGGAAAAGAAACCAUGGGGGAGCAGCCAAUCUUCACGUGCAAAGCGCACGUGUUCCACAUAGACCCGAAGACCAAACGAUCGUGGAUGUCGGCCAGCUCCGCGGCAGUGUCCGUCUCCUUCUUCUAUGAUUCAUCGAGGAAUCUCUACAGAAUCAUAAGCGUGGAGGGGACUAAGGCGGUGAUCAACAGCACAAUAACGGCGAACAUGACAUUCACCAAGACGUCACAGAAGUUCGGCCAGUGGAGCGACGUGCGGGCCAACACCGUCUACGGCCUGGGUUUCGCGUCCGAGGCGGAGUUGGGAAAGUUUAUCGAGAAGUUCCAAGAGGUGAAGGAGGCGAUCCAGGCGGCGCAGUGCGGCAAGCCCGCCAACGGCUCCGGCGCCGCCACGCCCGUCGCCUCCGCCACCGCCUCGCCGCUGCUCGCCGCGCGCGCCGCCGCCGACGAGCCGCCCGCGCAGCUCUCGCCCGCGCAGCCAAAAACAGAUAAUGACGAAAUGAUGGUUCAUCAGCGGGCGCAUUCAGUCUCAUCCACUAUUCAGGGCGGCUACGCGACGGUGGGGCGCGCGGGGCGCGGGGCGCUGGGCGCGGGCGGCGCGGGGGGCGCGGGCGGCGCGGGGGGCGAGCCGGCCGCGCCCGACACGGCCGACCAGCUGCGCUACGAGAACGACCGGCUCAAGCUUGCGCUUGCGCAGAGUUCUGCGAACGCGAAGAAGUGGGAGGUCGAACUGGCGACCCUCAAGAGCAACAACCUCCGGCUGACUGCUGCCCUGCAGGAGAGUACUGCCAACGUGGACGAGUGGAAGCGGCAGCUGCACCAGUAUAGGGAGGAGGUGGCUCGCGCGAGACAUUAUGCUGGGAAGGGUGGUGACGCCAAUGAAGUGGAACAACUGCGACAGCGCGUCGCCCAACUCGAGGCAGAGCUAGCGCAGAAGAACGAGGAAUUGGCGCAAAUCACCAAGUCCAAGAAGAGUGAACAGGACGCAGAGGCGAAAAUGGCGCAGAGCCAGCUGGAGCUCGCGCUGGCGGCGCAGGACGGGCAGCGGCAGGUCAUACAGGCGCUCAACGACCAGCUGGCGCGGCAGAUCGAUGAGCUGUCGACGAUCCACCGCGAGAUCAGCACGGCGCUGGCGACAUGAGGCGCGGGGCGCGCGGGCGCGGGCGCGCUGCCGCUGCUGCUGCGCGCGCCGCUCGGCGCCCCCGCCGCGCCCGCGCCCGCGCCCGCCGCGCCCGAGCCGCACUACGUCGCGCUGCCGCCGCACUACUGAACUGAGCUAUCGGUAUUUCGCGUGCAGGACAUGUUCUGAGUGACGUUCGAAUUUUGAAUUUUCGAAUUGGAGCCGCUUUCUUUUUUCUUUUUUUUUUUAAUUCCGUUGCGCGCGUCGUGCGUGGAGGUUUGGAGUGAGGAGGUUGGUGUUUUUUUUUUUUUUUUGGUGAGCUUGGGAUGGUUGCGAUUUGCGAGUUUUGUAUGAAAAGGCGUUGUUCGUAUCGUUUUAGGGACGUGGUUGCGUGGGUGUGAUUGGGAAUAAUUUUGUUUGGCUUGAAAAAUAUAUCACAUUAAAUUAAUGUGAUACAUUUUUGGGAAUGUUUUUAAGUAGGUUCAGAGAACGCGUUGUUACAUAUUUGGUGGUUGUUAUGAGCUCUUAUCAUUUUAUUAUGCAUUAAACGUGACUCGCUUAAAGAAAUAACAUUGAGGAAAUCGCAAUUGUUCCAAUGCCCAUGAUUUUUAUUUAUAACACAUAUUUGUUUGAAAGUAUUAAAAAGACAUUUCUAUACUUAUAUUCACUCAAUCUAGUGAACUAACCGUGACAAUUUAGACUUUCUCUUUAUUAGAUUUAUAUAGUUUUUUUUCUGAUGUUUUUAAUUAUUCCUUGUAGAUGUUUAAUAAUUUAGUUUCAUAAGCUAAAUUUAAUUCUGAAAUAUGAACACUAAUUUCUCUUUAUAAUUGUUUUAUACUAUCGAUCAAAAUAAGGAAUUUCAAUAACGAUGGGCGACAUUUUAUUGCCUUUAAGUUUUCCAUAUUUGCACUGGUAUUUUUAUUUUUAAAAGGUGUUGCCAUACGAUAUUGUCGUUCCUUAUUUACAUCAAGAAUUUUAAGCAAACUGAUGUUAAAAAGUGGUAUGAAUUUUAACAUCUAAAAGUAAAGAAAAAAUACAUAAAAAAAGGAUAAUAAAAUAAUUUUAUUGUCCUUUAAAAGUUAUUGAAAAAUAACUCUU
Zerene cesonia (dogface butterfly) is the source of this 2330-nucleotide messenger RNA. It is a transcript of the gene homer, whose product is annotated as homer protein homolog 1. NCBI's taxonomy places the organism in Eukaryota, Metazoa, Arthropoda, Insecta, Lepidoptera, Pieridae. The record is from RefSeq and is a predicted model, not a curated record. Gene Ontology annotation, cellular component: dendrite; cytoplasm; plasma membrane. Gene Ontology annotation, biological process: G protein-coupled glutamate receptor signaling pathway; regulation of store-operated calcium entry. Gene Ontology annotation, molecular function: G protein-coupled glutamate receptor binding. The transcript has 10 exons. The coding region runs from base 108 to 1253 and encodes 381 amino acids.